AUGGCUCUUCCAAAACGCAUCAUCAAGGAGACCGAACGUCUUGUAGCGGAACCAGUUCCAGGAAUCAACGCUGUUCCACACGAAGACAACCUCCGGUAUUUCGAUGUCACUAUCCACGGACCCGCGCAGAGCCCAUAUGAGGGAGGGAUCUUCCGUCUCGAGCUUUUCCUCCCUGAAGAUUACCCGAUGACACCUCCCAAAAUCCGUUUCUUGACCAAGAUCUACCAUCCCAAUAUUGACAAGCUCGGGAGGAUCUGCCUUGAUGUUCUUAAAGGAAACUGGUCUCCAGCUCUCCAAAUCAGAACGAUCUUGUUGAGUAUCCAGGCUCUCCUUGGUGCCCCCAACCCGGACGAUCCUUUGGCAAACGAUGUUGCUCAAAGAUGGAAAGAGGAUGAAAAGGCGGCCAUACAGACUGCAAGGGAUUGGACUAAAACACAUGCUAUGGUCUGA
This is a messenger RNA of Morchella importuna, 450 nucleotides long. RefSeq lists its product as uncharacterized. The record is from RefSeq and is a predicted model, not a curated record. Gene Ontology annotation, biological process: protein K63-linked ubiquitination; DNA damage tolerance. The transcript has 5 exons. NCBI's taxonomy places the organism in Eukaryota, Fungi, Ascomycota, Pezizomycetes, Pezizales, Morchellaceae. The coding region runs from base 1 to 450 and encodes 149 amino acids. Gene Ontology annotation, cellular component: nucleus. Gene Ontology annotation, molecular function: ubiquitin conjugating enzyme activity.